AUGCCCGGCAGCCCCCGGCCGGCCCGGCAGCAUGUGCCCACCUCUCUGCGCCGCUCAGGGAGUUCAGCUCCUGCUCUGGCUUUUCUGUGGCAAGCCUUUCCCCCUCCACAGAGGCUGCCGGUGUACCAUACCCUUCAGAUGUUUGUCCAGCACGAUGCUGCUCAGCUCUACCUCACGUUCUGGAACCUUCUUAAGGAUCAAAUAGAUGAUGUGGACUUGGUAGAGAGGCUGCAGGCCCUGUACACGAUCCGGGUGAAGGAGUCCCUGGUUUGCCUCCUCUCUACCAGAGAGAGCAGUAGGAACAGCAGUAUGCUGACCCUCUCCCUCCCUCUCUAUGACGUGGACGCAAAGCCUCUGAAAACACUGGAGGAGGCCCUGCGCUGUUUUUUCCACCCCAGGGAGUUAGCCAGCAAGAGCAAGUGGUUCUGCGAGGCCUGCGGGACGAAGACGCGCGGAAGCCAGGUCUUGAGGAUGACGCAUCUGCCCCAAACCCUGACCCUUCACCUGAUGCGAUUCUCCAUUCGGAACUCACAGACGGAGAAAGUCUGCCACUUGCUGCACUUCCCUCAGCGCUUGGAUCUCAGUCAGGUUCUUCUGGCUGAGCAUCAAGACUUCACUGAGGACGCAGAGCAGCGUGAAGCACAGUAUGAACUCUUCGCUGUGAUAGCCCACGUAGGGAUGGCAGACUUCGGUCAUUACUGUGCCUACAUUCGGAAUCCAGCGGAUGGAAGAUGGCUCUGCUUCAAUGACUCCAAUGUUUGUUGGGUGUCCUGGGAAGACGUCCAGUGUACCUAUGGAAAUCAUCACUACCGCUGGCAGGAAACUGCAUAUCUUCUGGUUUACAUGAAGAUUAGAGGUUAAUGGAUAUACUCUAAACCUUCAGAGACUGACAAAUUCAUUUCUUUUCCUGUCAUUGGAUCUGCUGAGUCUUCUAGGAGAUUCUACAAUGAGGAAAAACAUAAAAACUGUAAUAAUUUAAGUCUUAAGUUAUAACCAUGAAUGGUUACUGGUGUGGUUUGGAUGUGGUUUGUCUCCAAAGGUCCUGU
Messenger RNA from Dipodomys spectabilis (banner-tailed kangaroo rat), 1046 nucleotides. Its product is annotated as ubl carboxyl-terminal hydrolase 18-like. The transcript is spliced from 8 exons. Gene Ontology annotation, cellular component: cytosol; nucleus. Gene Ontology annotation, biological process: protein deubiquitination. Gene Ontology annotation, molecular function: cysteine-type endopeptidase activity; cysteine-type deubiquitinase activity. The record is from RefSeq and is a predicted model, not a curated record. Lineage: Eukaryota; Metazoa; Chordata; Mammalia; Rodentia; Heteromyidae. The coding region runs from base 1 to 861 and encodes 286 amino acids.